CUGGUUGCUGUGAAAAACCGGUCUAGCUCUCUCCCCUAACUUUGUGUUUUAGGUGGGAAUUAUGAAUUACUAAUUAAUCGCAAAUGUGCGCCGUUAUAAUAUAAAGAGCAAGUGCACGUACUUAUGAAAAAUACCUCCAUCGCAGUUAUUAGAGCAGUUGUUGCAAUAUUUGCUUUGUGCGGGCUAGUGAAUGAAAUCCUGUUCCCUUCCAAUUUUUAACCGGGACAUUGACAAAUCUCCAUAUCCGCUCCAAAUGAAAAUGAACGAUUCUAAGCUAACAUUCAAUAAAGUCGAAACCAUUCAAAUAAUGAAAUCUUAAAUAUAAGCUAGUGUGGUCCAGUCUUGAUGGCAUAAUACCUUUCUUCGCAAAACAUUGAGAUACAAUCGAGUUUCUUCCGUGUCAAGUCGCAUAACAGUCAUGUUGAGGUUAACUAUCGCCAUCGCAUUAUUUACUUUGGUUUCAAGUAAAGGAACCCCAAAAUAUCGUCUACCAGUGAACAUCCAGCCAAAACAUUACAAACUGCAAGUUUUAACGCAUAUUGAUGAUGACCGAGGCUUCGAAUUCAGCGGGAAAGUCUUCAUAACGCUGAAAGCUAUUGAAAAAAGCCGCAAUGUAACAUUACACUCAAAAGACUUGGAAAUUGACGACAAAAACAUAAUCAUCAAUACCAUCGACAACGUAAAAUCCGACGGCCCAUUCAAAGUUGACAAGACAGAAGUCAACGAAAGGCAUGACUACUACAUUAUGCAUUUGUCUAAUAGUUUGCAAGUAAAUCAGGAAUACAUACUGGAGAUCCCAUUUUCCGGAGAAUUAAAUAAAAAUUUAUAUGGAUACUAUAGAAGCAGCUACCUCAAUAAGAAAACAGGACGUAAAGAAUGGCUUGCCGUUACUCAAUUCGAACCCACCCACGCCCGUAUGGCGUUCCCUUGUUUCGACGAACCAGAACUGAAAGCGACAUUUCAGAUAAUUAUUGGACAUGAAAAGAAAUAUCGGGCAAUCAGUAAUAUGCCACUUAAAUCGUCAACUCCCGUAGAUGGCCUCGAUGAUUGGGUUUGGGAUGAGUUCGAAGAGAGCGUUCCAAUGUCAACUUACCUAGUAGCCUAUACUGUGAAUAAUUUUGGAUACAAAGAAUCGAAAUUGACUAGUAAAACUGGAGUUGUGUUCAGAACGUGGGCACGAAGAGAUGCUCUUACACAAGUAGAAUACGCUAAAGAAAUUGGUCCGAAAGUUCUCAAAUUUUACGAAGACUACUUUAGUCUGCCCUUUCCUUUGCCCAAAAUGGAUCAAAUUGCAAUUCCAGAUUUUUCGGCAGGCGCUAUGGAAAACUGGGGAUUAGUAACUUACCGAGAAACUGCACUUCUUUAUGAGAAGAAUGUGUCUACUGCCCACAGUAAACAACGAGUGGCAUCAGUUAUUUCCCACGAGCUAGCUCAUCAAUGGUUUGGAAAUUUAGUUACAAUGAAAUGGUGGACAGAUUUGUGGUUAAAUGAAGGAUUCGCAACAUACGUGGCCAGCUUGGGAGUAGAAUACUUACAUCCUGAAUGGGACUCGUAUACAGAGGAAACUUUAGAUAACAUCUUACGUGUAUUUAAAGUUGAUGCUCUGAAAAGUAGUCAUCCAGUGUCUGUUGAAAUCGGCGAAGCAUCCGAGAUUUCGCAAAUUUUUGAUGCCAUCUCUUACGAUAAAGGCUCGUGCAUUUUACGAAUGAUGCACUUAUUCCUUGGCGAAGAAACUUUCCGCAAAGGCAUUACAAACUACCUCAUGAAACAUACUUACAAAAAUGCAAUGCAAGACGAUCUUUGGGAUGGUAUUACGGAGGUUGCACAUAAUCUUCGAACUAUUCCGGAGACUUUUACUGUCAAAGAAAUUAUGGAUUCUUGGACACUCCAAACUGGUUAUCCUGUUAUUACUAUUACUCGUGAAUAUACUACAGGCAACGCCACGAUAACUCAAACUCGCUAUUUACAAGAUUCAUAUGCCUCUAGAAAUGCUAAUGGGGAUUGUUGGUGGGUACCCCUCAGCUUUACAAGACAAAGUGAAUGUAACUUCAAUGAUACACAUGCCAAAGAAUGGUUAACUUGCAAAAAUAAUAAAGUUACCCCAAUAACAAUAAAAACCCUGGCAUCGGAAGACGAGUGGGUUAUUUUCAAUAUUCAGCUAUCUGGAUUGUAUAAAAUCAAAUAUGAUGAGCGAAACUGGGAUUUAUUAAUUGAUACACUCAUGAGUCGUGAAUUUACGAAAAUAAGUACUAUGAACCGUGCUCAACUCAUUGAUGACGCUUUAGGCCUGGCAUGGACUGGAGAUCAGGAUUACAAUAUUGCUAUGAGGCUUAUUGAAUAUUUGGCAAUGGAACGUGAAUACCUUCCCUGGAAGGCCGCUUUGACAAAUUUAGCAUCUGUCAAUAGAAUGUUACGUACAACUCCUGAUUAUGAGAAUUUUAGAUUAUAUAUGAAGAAAAUCCUUUCACCCAUUUAUUCGGCGUUGGGAGGACUGGGUCCAAAUGAUAAAACUUCUGAACGGUUGAGCGCUGUCAAACACAAAUUAUUAAUUGCCAGCUGGGCCUGCCAGUUUGAUGUUGAAGAUUGUGUACCAAAAUCACAGGAAUAUUUUAAAGAAUGGGAAAAAAUAGACAAUCCGGACAAAAACAACCCAGUUCCAUUGGAUCUUAGAUCUGUCGUUUAUUGUACAGCCAUUAAAUACGGAUCUGAUUCUGAGUGGCAAUUUUUAUGGCAACGUUACAUAAACUCUAAUGUAGCGAGUGAAAAGCAAAUAAUUUUGGCCGCCCUAGGGUGCUCUCGUGAAAUCUGGAUCCUCCUACGAUAUUUAGAAUGGUCUUUUAGUGAAACUAAUGGGAUUCGUAAACAAGAUUCAUUCAUUGCAUUCGGAUCUGUUGCAAGAGCUGAAAGUGGAUUCCUAUUGGCUCGUGAUUUUCUGUAUGAACACAUUCAAUCAAUCCAUGAUUACUUGGCACCAGAUACUUCGAAACUUUCUCGCAUUAUCAGCCCCUUGGCUGAUCAAAUGAAUACAGAGCAUGACUUCGAUGACAUGAAAAAAUUUAUUGAACAGAAUAAGCCACUGUUCGAGAAAGCAUCGGAAGGUAUUAAACGUUCGCUUGAAACAAUUGAAAUUAACAGUCAAUGGAAGGCUCGCAAUAAGAAUAUUCUUCCACAAAAAUUAGCAAAAUUUCUUUAACAGAAUAUGUGCAUAUGCAAGCAAAACAAAUUGAUAUUCGAGAUAAAUUUUCAUUUAUACAUAUAGAUGUAAAAGGUAGCAAACCUAUUAAUAAAAUGAAACAUUAAACAUAAAA
Molecule: messenger RNA, 3308 nt
Organism: Hermetia illucens (black soldier fly)
Lineage: Eukaryota; Metazoa; Arthropoda; Insecta; Diptera; Stratiomyidae
Product: aminopeptidase N-like
Exons: 7
Coding region: 419-3193 (924 amino acids)
Biological process (GO): proteolysis; peptide catabolic process
Cellular component (GO): cytoplasm
Molecular function (GO): metalloaminopeptidase activity; zinc ion binding; peptide binding
Source: RefSeq, a predicted model, not a curated record